Messenger RNA from Durusdinium trenchii, 406 nucleotides. The record is from the annotation of a GenBank genome assembly. NCBI's taxonomy places the organism in Eukaryota, Dinophyceae, Suessiales, Symbiodiniaceae.
AGGUGGCCGAGAAGCUCCUGACAGAUCUGGUGCCGCCUGGCGCCCCACAGGAGAUCAUCUCCGUGAACUCCAAAACAGAUGACCUGGGCCAUCGCGUGGACCUCGUGGAGUUCGCUUACCAGUGGAAGUUCGAUGAAGCCCUCGCGAGGCAGCUGGGAAGGAAAAAGUUUCAACUGCAUUGCAAGGCCCUCGUGACGGUGGCCCGGAAUAAGCAGUUCCUGCUGCAGAUCGCCUCCGAGGAGAAGAGGUGGGAAUACCGUGGUGACGACUACCAAGUGGCGAUAGAUACCUUCAAGCUGACCUACUAAGCCUAAGCAAUUUUCUGCCCGGACAGUGCACUCUGAAGCUGAAGUGCUUCAUCUUUUCAUAGACAACUGAGCCAUAUCUGGAGGAAAAGAGCGGAGUG